AUGCUCAGUCGACGUACCAUGACGUCCGAUGCCCAGCUCCAGCAGCUCCAGCUAGAGAUCGAUGAUGUGUCGAAGCAGGUCACCAAGGUUUUGAUCAACUCCUCAGCCGUGGAGGCCGCCAUCGCGGGAAAGGGCACCUACCGUGGAUACUCCGGGGAGGACGUGUUUUUGAAACACAACCUUUGGGCUGUGCAAAAGGAGAUGCUGAAACAGCUGCGGCGGAGGGAGCGCAAGCUGGCGAAGCAGAAGCUGCAGCUGCUUCAGCGAAUGGAACAGCAGCCGCUACCAAUAGGUGAGAGCCUUAGGGUUCCCUCGCAGUACAUGUGUCUCUUGGUAUCGACGGAAUAAGCGCGAAUUUGUUUGGUGUGGUGAUUGUUGCCCUUUCGCCGAACCCACAAAAAGAGGUGCACACGUGCACACGUCAUGUACAGUGUUAGGAGCAGCAGCAGGAGCAGCAGCAGGAGAAGUAGUAGCCAGGGAUCUUCCCACCUUCGAUAGUCCCUAAAGUGUGCGCAGCAUUAAUCUGUACAUGAUGCUGUUUUGCCCCUUCACGACAAAACUUCAAACACCCACUGGCAGCGUGCCGCAAGGGAACUCUAGUUUUAUUGCGGCGUGUCUCUACGGCGGUAGAUACCUCUCUUUUCUCAACACAGAGCAGUGUACUGCUUGUACAAGUACUGGUAGAAGACCUGCUGUAAACCAGUACCGGGGUACACAGCAGACAGCAGACACAACACUUCUUGCCUCAUCCGUAGAUGACACUCCAGGAUACAUUGGCAAUGGAUCACACGUGUUGCCGCCUAGAUAUCUAGAAAAUUGAAGAAAGGUACAGACAAAAAAUCACGCCGCCUGUUUCGGCGGGUCUAUUUGGUUUCAUCCCCUCCCCAAAUUGGACAUGCCUGAGCCCAGUUCUUUCACCACCUCGUGCUCGCCACACACACCUCGGCGUGCCACCAAAGCACACGGGCGCCUCAAGCAGGUCAUGCCCUCCACCGGAAAGCUGAUUUUACCCGUUAAUUUUGCUUUGGACGCGAGAAAUGCCCCACGAUCAUAUCUG
Messenger RNA from Ectocarpus siliculosus, 1057 nucleotides. Lineage: Eukaryota; Phaeophyceae; Ectocarpales; Ectocarpaceae. The record is from the annotation of a GenBank genome assembly.